GGAUUAGGAGGGAUUUAGCGAGAAGAGACGGGACCUAAAUUGGGAGAAAAAGAAUAUGAUAAUAAUAAUAAAUAUUGCAGAUGCCGCUCUAGUCGCACUGAUGGGAUGGGAUGAUAAGAGAGAAAUUGAUUCAUCUGGAUACAUCCUCCUGCCGGCGCCCCUUUGGCCCGAUUCCUCCCCUCGAUCCUCGGCAUAUCAGAGGAAGCGCCAAACUAAUCGGGUGCUGACCAUGCAGACUUAGCCACCAUGUCGCAUGGGUUAGUUUGCGUUAAGUCAACUGACAAGUCA
Molecule: messenger RNA, 288 nt
Organism: Aspergillus vadensis CBS 113365
Lineage: Eukaryota; Fungi; Ascomycota; Eurotiomycetes; Eurotiales; Aspergillaceae
Exons: 2
Coding region: 56-241 (61 amino acids)
Source: RefSeq, a predicted model, not a curated record